Molecule: messenger RNA, 2620 nt
Organism: Trematosphaeria pertusa
Lineage: Eukaryota; Fungi; Ascomycota; Dothideomycetes; Pleosporales; Trematosphaeriaceae
Product: ARM repeat-containing protein
Exons: 7
Coding region: 47-2395 (782 amino acids)
Biological process (GO): tRNA export from nucleus; protein phosphorylation
Cellular component (GO): cytoplasm
Molecular function (GO): protein kinase activity; ATP binding
Source: RefSeq, a predicted model, not a curated record
GCCAGUUCUCUACCUGCUUUCGACAUUCUUCUUUUGUUUGGAAGCCAUGGAUUUCCUCAAGUCCGCAGUGGCUUCCGCCAUUUCAAAAGGGCCCGCCUUUGGCUACAGUUUCGGCGAUCGUGUCGACAUCGACGACUCCAUCUGGACAUUGUACAACGGCACAAAGCGAGAAGACGGCUCGAAAUGUAGCAUAUUCUCCUUCGACGUAACCGCGAACAAGUCCCGAACGCCCCUCGCUCGGAAUGCGCUCCGCAAGCUGCGCACCUUACGACAUCCUGGCGUUGUGAAGGUCUUAGACACGGUAGAAACGGACUCAUACAUUUACAUCGCGACCGAGAGACUAAACCCGCUGAGCUGGCACGUAAAGAGGAAGAGUCUCUCAGAGGAGACAAUAAAAUGGGGCUUGCACAACGUUGCGAAGACGCUCAAGUUCAUCAAUGCGGAUGCCACCUCAGUACAUGGCUGUAUACGACCCGCAUCCAUAUUCUUCAGCGAGAGCGGAGAAUGGAAGCUCGGCGGCUUCGAGGCCCUUAGCUCCAUGAAGGAGGAUGAUUCCAUAUUACCGACAUACGGUGGCCUUAUCCCGGAUGCGACGAGAUAUAUGCCGCCCGAAAUAUCAAAAGGCGGCUGGGAAGUCAUAAAACAGAAUCCCACCCAUGCCGUGGACGCAUACAAUUUCGGGACUCUGAUGUUCGAAGUCUUCAAUGGCAGCUACCACGGAAGCGACCAGCUAGGGCAGAUGAAGAGCAUCCCGCCCAGCAUGCACCAAGCAUACAAGCGCCUUCUCAACCCGAAUCCUAAAGCUCGAAUGAGCGUGAGCCAGUUCCUCGAUCAGGGAAAGCGAAUAGGAGGCUUCUUCCAGACGCCCCUAAUUCAAGUAACGGAAGAUAUCGAAAACCUUGGACUCAAAGCUGAGGAUGAGAGGAACGAAGUGCUUGGGAAACUAGACGAAGUAGCAGAUGACUUCCCUGCGGACUUCUUUAAGAUGAAGGUUUUGCCCGAACUACUCAAGUCUGUCGAAUUUGGAGGCGGUGGCGCCAAGGUCUUCGGUACUGUUAUGCAGAUAGGAGCCAAACUAUCUGAAGAGGAGUACGAGACACAAAUCACGCCUGUCGUUGUGCGGUUGUUCGCCAAUCCGGAUCGAGCGAUUCGAGUAUGCCUCCUGAAUAAUUUGCCUCUAAUGAUAGAUCAUCUACCGCAGAAGAUCGUCAAUGACAAGAUCUUUCCGCAAAUGGUCACCGGCUUCACGGACAUUGCGCCCGUCGUGAGAGAAGAGACAGUAAAAGCUGUUCUAACAAUAGUCCCAAAGCUCUCGGACCGAACCGUGAAUGGCGAGCUGCUACGACAUCUCGCAAAGACCGCUAACGACGAGCAACCCGGCAUUCGGACAAACACCACCAUAUGUUUAGGGAAGAUUGCACGAAAUUUAGGGGCAAAUAAUCGAGCAAAGGUUCUUUCGGCUGCUUUUGCACGGUCACUACGAGAUCCCUUCGUUCAUGCGCGUAACGCCGCCCUGUUGGCUCUGGCGGCAACAAGCGACCUCUUCAGCGAGGAUGACUGUGCCGCUAAGCUCCUCCCAGUCAUGUGUCCUUCGCUUGUCGACAAGGAGAAACUCAUUCGCGACCAAGCCCUGAAAACCGUCGAUAUCUAUAUGUCCAGGAUCCGCAAAUACACCUCCACUAUGCCAGACACCGCUCUCCCCUCCCCUGCCCUCUCCUCCGGCGCUGCCGGGCCCCGUAUGGGUACUCCCGCCAACGAUACCUCUUGGACAGGCUGGGCCAUCUCCUCCUUCACUAACAAGCUCGCCUCUGCGAGUGGCCAAAUACAAGCUGGAGCUAACGGCUCCACUCAACAACGACCAUCCUCGGUUCCGCCACCCGCUACAACCAAAGCUGAUAAGCCUUCAACCGGUACUUCGACACCCAAACACGGUAUGACGCUGACUAAGUCUGCUGCCACAAUUCCAACAAUCGCGUCUCCUGAUCCUGCAGCAGCCUUCAACGACGAGGCAGAAGACUUCUCCGGAGACUGGGGUGGCUUCGAAGAUGACGGCUUCGGCACAGGGACUAAGCCCAAAGAGGAGGAAGAAGACCCAUGGGGCACUCCUACCAUUGCGCCCUCCACCACUACAACCUCCUUCGAUGACAAAGGCGAACCUGACUUCGCUGGCUGGCUGGCCGCGCAAUCGCAGACUAAGAAAGCGACCAAGAAUCCGCUGCCUAAAGGACUCGCAAAGUCUGGCGGUGCAGCAAAGACGACGAGACCUGUUGUGGGCGGACGGACAGGGAGCGCACCGAGUAUGACGAGGAAGGUAGUUGUGCCGCCGAAGGAGAUUAAGAAGGAAGAGGUGAAGAGUAAGGAGGAUGAAGAGGAGGGUUGGGGCGAUGCGUGGUAAAUAGUGUGGUAGGGUACGAGUCAAUAUCACAAGUAGGAGUGUUUUGGUAUAUACCCUUUGUAGCUCUGUCAUCUGUGUAUAGGAGUAGCAUUGCAAAGGUGUUGGAGGCUAGACGGGAACUUUACACGAUACCGCAAGAACUCAAAGCUUGGUAUCAUUGUCAUAUUAUUCAUCUAGAGCUCGAAGCCCCAUCAGUACUUGGAAAUAUUGAGUAUACACUUCAUC